AUGAAAGUCAAACGGAGUCUAGAUGUUAGGCUAAUAGCCUUAUGUACUACUUGCAUCCUGCUCCCGGCAAUUGCUUGCCCUACUCAGUGCGUAUGUAAAUGGAAAAAUGGUAAGCGUUACGUUGAGUGUACUGACAAAGACUUGAAAGGCAUACCAAACUCUCUAGACUCCGAGACACAGGUAUUAGAUUUUACAGGAAAUGAUUUACAAGUACUACAAAAGGAAACAUUUCAUAAACUUGGACUGUUGGACUUACAGAAAAUUUAUCUUCAGAGAUGUCGUUUACAGAAAAUCGAUAACCACGCCUUUAGGGGUUUGGCAAAUCUAGUCGAACUGGAUCUAUCCAAUAAUUACAUUACUGUAAUUCCAUCGAGCAAUUUCAUUUUUUUCCCAUCGUUAAUGAGACUCUCAUUAAAUAAUAAUCCUAUUACCAGUAUUAAAACACAAUGUUUCCAGCAUCUAUCCUAUUUGAACACAUUAGAAUUAAGCAACUGCAAAGUUGAGACAAUUGAGCCACAGGCCUUUGCCGGUUUGAAACAUUUAGAAUGGCUGAGACUGAACGGUAAUAGAUUAUCAAACAUUCAAGGCGAAAAUUUAUUUCCGGACACGCUUCGUGGAAUAGAUCUUGAAAAUAAUAAUUGGAAUUGUGAUUGUAAUUUGAGAGAUUUACAUAAUUGGCUGUUGAAUUUCAAUAUGCCACACGCUGUCGAACCCGUCUGUUCGCUACCUGAGCGACUGAAAAAACGGACUAUUACGAGCGUAAAUGAAUUCGAUUUGGCAUGCUUACCAAAAAUAACACCUACAUCACUGUACUUAGAAACUACAAUUGGAAAUAAUAUAACUUUAGAGUGUAUUGUCAAAGCCAUACCAGAAGCUAAAAUACAAUGGUAUUUUCAGGGACAACUUAUUCGAAACUAUUCAACAUCUGCCAUUGAACCUCAUCACGUCUUUUAUAUAGAAAGUGGCGUGAUAGAUAAAAAGAGUGAGCUAUUUAUAAUAAAUAUUGGAAAUGAUGACAAUGGUACAUAUUCAUGUUUAGCGGAAAACUCUGCAGGACGAAUUCAUUCCAAUUAUACUAUAAAUAUUUUGAUUAAAGAAGAACCUGUUGUCAUCGUGGUAACAUUUCCCCACAGACAUGUAGUAGUCAUAAUAACUAUAAUUUUUCUUAUAUUUGUUUUGUUGAUUGCUAUAAUAGCAGUGGUAUUAUUGAAGUUUAAAAACUGA
Molecule: messenger RNA, 1224 nt
Organism: Danaus chrysippus (African queen)
Lineage: Eukaryota; Metazoa; Arthropoda; Insecta; Lepidoptera; Nymphalidae
Source: the annotation of a GenBank genome assembly